Messenger RNA from Achroia grisella, 5295 nucleotides. RefSeq lists its product as uncharacterized. Gene Ontology annotation, molecular function: serine-type endopeptidase inhibitor activity. Gene Ontology annotation, biological process: cell-matrix adhesion. The transcript has 25 exons. Gene Ontology annotation, cellular component: basement membrane; extracellular region. The record is from RefSeq and is a predicted model, not a curated record. NCBI's taxonomy places the organism in Eukaryota, Metazoa, Arthropoda, Insecta, Lepidoptera, Pyralidae. Bases 188 to 4633 code for a protein of 1481 amino acids.
CGCUAAAACCUUCGACACGUUAUACUCGCGGCUUCGCUUUCCCGCGAGUAAGACGCGUGUGUCAAACAGAAAGUGCUACAAGUGCGAAAUCAGUGGUUUUUGUGUUUUUUUUACCGUGCGGUGGAUAAAACGAGCAAAUCUGGAGCGUCACAGUAGUUCAAAGAGCGUCCGCGUGUGUGAUGCAGCGAUGCGGGCGGCGGUGAGGGCGGCGGUGCUGUGCGUCUGCGCGCUGCUCCUGCACCACGCUGAGGCGGAGCUUCGUGGGCGAUGUCCGGCGGCCGACGGAGCAUGUCCGGCGCGGGCUGCACCCUGUACCACGGACGACGAGUGCGGGGAGCAGAUCUGCUGCACCACCACCUGCGGACAAGUCUGCGUUGAUCCAUUGUAUACAGGUUGUGAAAACAUAAGGCUCUCAACAGAGCGUAUAUCUCGUGCACUGGCAGCUGAAGGCAGCCGCGGCGGACGUGGUCUUCAAAAGUCGGUGCGAUCUCCUCGCUGCAGGGUCUCUGAUGGGGAGUUCGAACAGAUACAAUGCGACAAUGAGAUCGUCAGCUCUUGUUGGUGCGUCGACGAAGCCGGGUUCGAGGUGGCCGGCACUCGUGCUCCAGCCGCAAGCCUCGUGAACUGCACUUUGGCCGCUCCAUGCGCAGCUCACACAUGCCGUAUGCUGUGUCCACUCGGCUUCGAGCUGGACCCGCAAGGGUGUCCGCUCUGCAAAUGUAGAGAUCCAUGCACUUCUAUUACAUGUCCUGGACAGUUGUCUUGUCAGUUGGAAGAGACCCCGUGCUUGAGACCGCCGUGCCCGCCUGUACCUACAUGUAAACGUGGAAGAAGUCUUCAAAACAUUUGUCCCGUCGGUGAGCCUCUUCUGAUAUCAGAAACAAGUCGACCAUUCCUCUGUGGCACGGAUCCUGGCAAACCCAACUGUCCACCACUGUAUAGAUGUUUAGUUGACUCAGGAAACGACUAUGGGGUAUGUUGCCCAGCAUCCCUCGAACUCAGGAAGGCUGGAACAUGUCCAGCACAGAACGCGUCAGACCUAGAAUGUGGUACUCCUUGCGCGCACGACUUAGAAUGCCCAUCCAUGCAGAAGUGUUGUGAUGGCGGGGAAUGUGGGAGACAUUGUACACUACCACAUAAUGUGACAAUGUGUACACAACAGAAAAUGCUGGCGGAAUUGCUGGUGAUCAGUGAGAAGGAAGGCAGGGGGUAUGUGCCGCAGUGUGCUGCUGACGGGUCCUUCGAGUCGAAGCAAUGUUCGAGGAACGGUUUAGUUUGCUGGUGCGUAGACUCAGAAGGCAACAAACUCCGUGGGUCUAUGGGACCUUCGACUGGUGUCCAAUGCUCCCCCCUCCCGCGGCCCGCCCGCUCCGGCGCCAGGAGUCUUACGGCGUGCGCGCGCGCACUCUGCGCGGGCGUCUGCGAAUACGGUUACAAAACCGGGGCAGACGGCUGUCCAAGUUGCGAGUGUGAUGAUCCGUGUGCGGGUUUCCCGUGCCCUGAAGGAGAGGAGUGUGUCCGAGUUAAAGAAGCGGAGUGUUCGGGAGAACUGUGUACCGGAUAUCCUGUAUGUCGGCCGAGGGUGUCAUACGAGAACCCAUGCGAUAUCGGCGUGCCGGCCUCCGACGAGAGAGGGGCGGUGGUAUCAUGUAGGGAGGGUGAGGAGGAGAGUUGCCCGGCUGGUCACGUGUGCACGCCGACGCGCCGCGACGCUGCCGUCUGCUGUCCAGAUCCGCACGAACUCGACACCACUACUGAGAACGAUCUUCUUGAUAUAAGCUUCGAGUCGUGCGGCGCGGAGGCGGAGGCGGCGUGCGCGCUAAACUCGACGGUGCGGUGUCCGGAGGGCGCGUGCGAGGGCGAGCAGACGUGCUGCUCCACGGCCGGAUGCGGGCCCGUCUGCCUCGACGCCGCCAAGAUGCGGCUCCAGGCCGACCGCGUCGACGACACGCCCACCAUGUGCGAAUACCUCCGCGACUUCGACGAGAAAAUGGAGGGAACAGUUGAUGGUAUGAAGCUGGCGCUGCCCGCGCCCACGUGCGCCGCCGACGGCUCGUACACGCCGCAGCAGUGCGCCGCCGGCCGCUGCUGGUGCGUCGACUCCUUCGGCACUGAGAUACCGGACACCAGCACCACCAACGCCUCCUCCGUCAACUGUGACAUGGUGCGGUCGCGACUGCAGUGCCUGGAGCUGACGUGCCGCAUGGGGUGCGACUACGGGUUCGAGCUGGGCGCGGGCGGGUGUCCGCAGUGCCGGUGUCGGGACGCGUGCGCCGCCGUCAGCUGCCCGGCCGGCCGCGCCUGCGCCGUCGUCGACGUCGCCUGCGACGCUGACUACUGCCCGCCGGUGCCCGCAUGUCUGCCGCGACGUCGGGGCCAGUGUCCAUACUUGGUGCCAGUGGCGCCGGAUGCGGGCGCGUGCGAGUUCUCGUGUCGGUCGGACGGCGAGUGCGCGGCCGGCGAGCGGUGCUGCGCCACCGGCUGCGGGACCGCCUGCACCGCGCCGCUCUACCAGACCGCCUGCCAGCAGGCCAGAGCUCUAACGUUACACAUAGCAGCAGAGAGCGGUAGUCCACCAUCACACACAUGGGUGCCGAACUGCGAUGAAAACGGAGUUUACACCACGGUCCAGUGUCGGGACUCCAACAGCACGUGCUGGUGUGUUGACGCUGUCGGCAACGAGAUUCCAGGUACCAGAGCAGUAAACGGGGAACCAAACUGCGAUUCUCCAGCUCAGUGUCCCGACCCUGGGUGCAAUGAGGAAGUCAUAUGUCCCCACGGGCCGGCACUAGACCAUACUGGUUGUCCAACUUGCGAAUGUAGAGACUUAUGUGCUGAGGCUAAGUGCAGACCUGACGAGACAUGCGAACUCGUGCCUUUGGAGUGUGAGGGCUCGGCGUGCGGCGCGCUGGCGCGGUGCCGGCCGGCGCCGGCGUGCGCGGGCGGGGCGCCGCUGGUGCCCCCGGGGGGCGCGGCCCCGCUGGCCUGCGGGCCCGCCACGGCCGCCUGCCCCUCCACGCACGCCUGCACCUACGCGCCCCACGACACCAGGCCCUCCGUCUGCUGCCCCAAGCCCCGCACGGUGUGUUUCGAAAGCAAAGACGAAGGCAUCUGCGAAGGUACUGAAAAGAUGAACACAACUCGCUGGUACUUCAACCACAAGCACAACCGCUGCGAACGGUUCCAAUACCACGGCUGCUCCGGCAACCACAACAACUUCAAGAGUAAAGAUGAAUGUAACACAGCUUGUCCUGUGGAAGGGGCUACUACCAAAUUGUCCUUAAAGAAGACUUCACCAUCUUCAAAUCCUAAAGGAGAAGUACUGAGUCCUUGUGAGAGACUACGCGAGAGGAAUGAAGCCAAAGCGAAGAAAUAUGGACAAGUGUCCUUCAUACCUAAAUGCGAUGCCAGCGGUCUUUGGGAACCGGUUCAAUGCAUGUUGGAUAUUGAUGUGUGCUGGUGUGUGAGUGCUCACGGUGAGUCACUGAAGGGCUCUAUGGUACGUGGAGCCAAGCCCACCUGCAAUUUCAGGCAAGCCAGGAAAUGGGUACAACGGGAUCCGAUCUACCAACGCGCUAGAGCUGCCGAAGUGCUAGAAGAAUUGAUCAUGCAAAUGACAACAUAUCGAGAAGACGACUUCGAUGACGACGAAGAAGAAGAACUUACCGACAUAGAAAAUCAAAAUCAACAAGAUGAAUCCAAAGAUGAUAAUGUUAAAAGUGAAGACGAAGAUAGUGCAACAGUGCUAUCGGAAGUCGUCGAGCCGCGGACAGAUAUUGCGAGAACUGUCGAUAAGCCUUUAGAAGUUUCUGAUGAGAAAGUAGUAUUUAAAACCAAGUGUCAAAUGAUGCAAGAGGAAAGUGAAAACGGAGCUGAAGGUCCACCUCCGAGAUGCCUAUCAGAUGGAUCGUUCUCCCCGCGACAGUGCUCGCGCGGUCGCUGCUGGUGUGUGGACGCGGCCGGACAGAAACGACCUCAUGCCACGCCCGUUCCGGAUAUUCCCGCUCCGGACCCGUGUGAACAAACGCAAGUAGAGUCAGCAGUGCUGGAGCUGGAGCUACUAGGCGCGGAUGCAGAGGCUGCGGAGCGCGCGAGAUCAGCACUGGCUGCGCGACUGGCGGCACUCGGCGUGCGCGUGCCCGUGUGGGUGCGACGCGAGCCUGCCGCCCUGCGACUGCGUGCACAAUUGUCCGGACCGCGCUCCGCCGACCUCGUGCACCAUGUUGAGAGCCUGGUGAAGCAGGAGAAGCUGGCGGCGAUGCGUGGCGGAGCGCGUGGCUCGCUGGCAGCGGACGUGGUGCGCAGUGAGUACCGGCUGGCCGCACCGCCGCCGCCACCGCUCCACCAGCGGGAGAUACUCACAGAGUCCACGGUAUCAGCAGCAACGUCGUACCAUACAGCGUUGAUAGUACUGGCUGCAACUUCCGCUUUCAUCAUCAGCGUGCUCUGCGUGCUGGUGAUGUUAUACCGCGCCCGAUUACAAAGAGAACCUCACAAAGCCGAGAGGUUCCUUCCUGCAGCACCACCAGUAUAUGUUCUCUCAGCUGAUGAGAAGGCGGAACUGGCGAGGGUACUACACGGCCCUCCUCCGCCUCUCCCCCCGAACAACGACGACGCCCACACGAGAGUAUAACUCGAGCGCUACCCUAUCUACGUUACUUGAGCCACUUCUCACUUCCAAAGUAAACUUAGUACAGGUUAAGAAAUUAGGGUCCAAAUAUUGGCUAGAGUUGAAGUAACGUAGCGUUACCCUGGCCUAUAGAGGCUGGCGGCCAUUAUGCUUGUACACAGAAGCAGACAAGAAGUUAUUUGUGUAAUUUUCAAUGGAUUCUUCGUACUGAAUUUGUGAAUAUUUGACCGCGAUAAUGGAGGUGGAGGGUCAAGUUUUUGGACGGAUGUAGUAACGAUCGCUAAUUUGAUAAUUUUGCAUUGAAUAGUGCUUUAAAGGGACACGAUAUAAGCAAAUAUUCUAAGCAUACCACUAGAUGGAAACGAAACGAAACACAACUAACAAUUGUUAACGUAUUUAGAUUGAGAUAAGUUAUAAAGGUACAUUGGAGAAAGUAUGGGCUACUACAUACUACCUCGCAUUAACCAUUUAUUAAAUUUGUCAAAUGCAUAACAUUUAUCUAUUUAUAUAUUUUAGAUGUAUGUUGAGCAAUUCAUAGCUCAACAUACAUCUAAAAUACAUGUAGGUAGUUUUAAAUAUCUUACAAAAGGGUUGACUUCAGAUCAUUUCUUCAUUUCUAGUUUUUAUUGAAUUAUACCUGCAGUAUAAAUGUAUGUAAACUAUAA